Gilbertella persicaria is the source of this 1734-nucleotide messenger RNA. Its product is annotated as diphosphomevalonate decarboxylase. Gene Ontology annotation, cellular component: cytosol. Gene Ontology annotation, molecular function: diphosphomevalonate decarboxylase activity; ATP binding. NCBI's taxonomy places the organism in Eukaryota, Fungi, Mucoromycota, Mucoromycetes, Mucorales, Choanephoraceae. The record is from RefSeq and is a predicted model, not a curated record. Gene Ontology annotation, biological process: isoprenoid biosynthetic process; isopentenyl diphosphate biosynthetic process, mevalonate pathway. The coding region runs from base 448 to 1680 and encodes 410 amino acids. The transcript is spliced from 2 exons.
UUUUUUUUAUUUUUGAUUUUUAUUAUCAUAUGAGAACAGAACACUAUCAACUAUAAGCACAUCUUUAUUUUAAAGAAGGCAAAUAAUAUGUCCUUGCGUGUGGAAUGAUCUACACAAUGCCAUAUCUGAUUUGGUUAUAUCUAAUCAAUAGAUAUUUCCUCUGUAUCUUUUUUUAAGAAGAACGAAUAGGUUGAUUUACAAUGCCUUAAAUCAGUGCCAGUAGGUAACUUUUUUGCCUUCUUUCUUAUCGGGAAUAUUGUUCUGCAAAGGAGUCCUUGAGUACAUGUACUUUGUGUGCGCGUAAUCUAUCUUUGCCGGCAUUUUGUGUUCUUACCCCCCGAGUCUGCCCCUGAAAAUCCGGUUCGAGUAAAAAGCGACUUGUCAAAUAACAAAUCCAAAGCAGUAAUAAAUCCUUCUCCUUUUUGUUCAUCAACACUUUCUUGCCAGAUGAAGACUGUCACUUGCACCGCUCCCGUCAAUAUUGCUGUCAUCAAGUAUUGGGGUAAACGCGAUACCGACCUCAUCUUGCCUACCAACAGCUCUUUGUCUGUUACCUUAUCGCAAGACAUUCUUCACAGCAAGACUACUAUCUCAGCAUCUAAGGAAUUCACUCAAGACCGUCUUUGGUUAAAUGGUAUUGAAGAAGAUAUCACCAAGAAUAAGCGUAUGCACAACUGUUUCCGUGAAACUCGUGCUAUCCGUCAAGCUAUGGAAGCCAAGGCUGAAGCUGAAGGCCAACCCGUUGAACCCUUGUCUACUUAUCCUGUUCAUGUUUGCUCAGAAAACAAUUUCCCUACUGCUGCUGGCCUUGCUUCCUCUGCUUCUGGUUUGGCUGCUUUGGUCUACACGUUGGCUCAAUUGUUUGAAUUGACCAUUAGUACUUCUGAAGUAUCUCGUAUUGCUCGCCAAGGCUCUGGAUCUGCAUGUCGCUCCUUGUUUGGUGGUUUUGUUGCUUGGGAAAUGGGACAAAAGGAGGAUGGAUCUGACUCAUUAGCUGUCCAAGUUGCUCCUGAAUCACACUGGCCCGAGUUGGAAGCUUUGAUUUGUGUUGUCUCUGAUGCUAAGAAGGGUACUUCUUCUACAGCUGGUAUGCAAUCGACUAUCAAAACUAGUACUUUGAUGAACGAACGUAUCAACCAAGUUGUGCCUGCUCGUAUGGAAGCCAUGAAAAAGGCUAUUUUAGACAAGGAUUUUGAUAGUUUUGCUGAACUUACCAUGCGUGAUUCUAACCAGUUCCACGCUGUCUGUAUGGAUACCUAUCCUCCUAUCUUUUACAUGAACGAUACUUCUCGUGCUAUUAUUCAAUUGAUCCAUGAAUACAAUGCUACUUCCCCUGAUGGUAAGCUGAAGGCUGCUUAUACCUAUGACGCCGGACCAAAUGCAGUCAUUUAUGCUCCCAAGCAAAACAUGAAGGAAAUCAUUCAGUUGAUCGGCCACUAUUUCCCUUCCAACAAAGAACCCAGCGAAUUCUUUGCUGAUCCUUACCAAGUGGUUGAUGGUCCAUUGGGCCAGGACUUUGUGCCCAAGCAUCAUGCCAAGUUCAAUGAGAAUGUGAUUCCUGUUCAACCUGCUGGCAGUGUCAGUCGUUUAUUGCACACCAAGGUGGAUGAUGGACCACGCGUUUUGGAUCAAUCUGACUCUCUAUUGAAGGAAGAUGGUCUCCCCAAGAAACUUGCUUAAUUAUUUCUACUAUUAUACAAUCUAAUUAAUAAACCCUCCCUCCUUUUUUUUCUA